Vitis vinifera (wine grape) is the source of this 2076-nucleotide messenger RNA. Its product is annotated as receptor-like protein EIX1. The record is from RefSeq and is a predicted model, not a curated record. Gene Ontology annotation, molecular function: protein binding. The transcript has a single exon. NCBI's taxonomy places the organism in Eukaryota, Viridiplantae, Streptophyta, Magnoliopsida, Vitales, Vitaceae. The coding region runs from base 1 to 2076 and encodes 691 amino acids.
AUGGAGAGGAAAAGUAUUGGAGAUGUGGUGGUUCUGUGGCUUUGGUUUCUGUCCUUAGCAACUAUAAACAUCGAGUUUAGUUUGAGUGAUGGAACUUCAGAUGUCAUCUGCAGUGCAAGAGAAAGAAGAGCACUCCAGAGAAUCAAACAAGGCCUUGUGGAUCAGGGAAACUACCUCUCUUCAUGGACCCAUGAAGCCUGCUGUUCAUGGAAAGGCAUUGGCUGUGACAACAUAACUAGGCAUGUUGUCAAGAUCAACCUCAGUUGUGAGCCCAUGGAAGGAGCUUCCUUGGGUGGGGAUAUAAGUACUUCUUUGUUGGACCUGAACCAUCUUCAGUACCUCGACCUCAGUUGGAACAGCUUUGAAGGACUCCAGAUUCCAGAAUUCCUUGGUUCCCUGACAGGUUUAAGGUAUCUUAAUCUCUCCAAUGCAGGUUUGACUGGUGAUGUUCCUCGUCAACUUGGAAAACAGUCGAGCUUACAGUAUCUUGAUAUUGGAGGCAUUUCUCUAGAUACCGAGAACCUUGACUGGAUCUCUUCUCUUUCCGUCCUUGAAGUUCUUGACAUGAGCUGGGUGGACCUAAACAAAGCGUCUAAUUGGCCACAAGCAAUGAAUACGCUCCAUUCUUUGUCAGUUCUAAUCUUGUCUGACUGUGGGCUCGAUAGCAUCAAUCCUCUUCCAGUUGUGAAUUUUUCGUCUCUCACUGUCCUUGACCUCUCAGAGAAUCAAUUUGUUUCUCCAACAUUUGACUGGUUUUCUAGCCUUGGAUCACUUGCUUCACUUGAUCUAAGUUCCAAUAACUUCCAUGGACCAAUUCCUACCACUCUUUGCAACUUAACUGCUCUAAGAUCCCUUCAUCUUUUCAAUAACAGCUUCACUUCUACUAUACCUGAUUGCUUGAGUCACCUAACUAGCCUUGAAAGUAUCGACUUUUUAUCAAACAAUUUUAAUGGAAUCCUUCCUGUUUCCAUCAGAAACCUUACUUCACUUGUAGCUGUAGACCUGUCAAACAAUGCCCUUGAAGGGGAAAUCCCAAGAUCAUUGGGAGAACAUUGCAAUCUACAAAGGCUAGAUUUGUCAUCUAAUAAACUUGUCAAAGGUUUAGAGUUUCUAGACCUUGGAGCAGAUGAAGUUUCAGGUCAUUUUUCGAAAUGCUUAUCGGUUCUUUCUGAUGGGAAUAGUUCAUCUUCUGGACCAACAUCUGUAUCUGUAAGAGGCUCGUCAUCCUUGAGUUACUUAGAUAUGUCCGGGAAUUCUCUGAAGGGUAUAGUGUCUGGAAAGCACUUCGCUAAUUUGACAAGGUUGAAAUAUUUACAUGCUUCUUCAAACUCGUUUACAUUGCAAGUAGGUUCUGACUGGAAUCCUCCAUUCCAACUAGAAAUUUUGAAAAUGGGAUAUUGGCAGUUGGGGCCUUUAUUUCCUGCAUGGCUGCAAACGCAAAAGGAUCAGAUGGAUCUAGACAUAUCCAGAGUGUCAAUCAAAGAUGACAUCCUAUCUUGGUUCUGGAGUCUCAAUCUUGACUACAUAAACCUAGCGGACAAUCGGAUCUAUGGCACUGUUCCAAGCUUACCAACUGCAUAUCAGAUCUAUCUUUGUUCAAACAAAUUCACUGGCCCACUGCCCCGUAUCUCUUCCAAGACAUUUUCAUUAGAUCUUUCCCAUAACUCCUUUAAUGGAUCCCUUUCACCCAUCUUGUGUCAACAGAACAAUGAAGAGAACAUUUUGUGGUCUUUAGACCUCUCCGGAAACAUUCUAUCUGGAGAACUUCCUGACUGUUGGGCGUCCUGGACACUACUUAUGGUGUUGAGAUCACAGAAUAAUAUUCUGACUGGACAUCUACCGAGCUCGAUGGGUUCCCUACUUCAGCUAAGAUCAUUGCACUUGCACAACAACAGUCUCUCUGGUACUCUACCGCCUUCCAUGAAAGGUUGCAAAAGUUUAUCAUUUGUAGACCUCAGUGAGAAUGAAUUCUCUGGAAGCAUACCGAUGUGGGUGGGGAAGAAUCUGUCUUAUGGUUCUUGCCCUACGAUCAAAUUAAUUUACUGGGAGUAUUCCUAUGGAAUCCUGUCACGUUGA